AUGCAGUUAUGGGUUGUGGCCAUUGCUGGGUCAAUGGUAGCUUGGAUGUUGAUCCUCUUGUUUUCUGAACCGACAAUAUUCGGGUUCACACUCCCUGCUAUUGAUCGACAGCGAAGCUUGAACCGCGCAUGUUCCUUCCAUGACGCCGAGAGCGUCCCAGAUACAGAACUGUUGAUUUUAAAGCCCAAGAUCGAUGUCAAAACCCAGCAGCCAGGUAACUUUCAGCGGGUGAAAACAGCGACGGAAGUUGCUGGAGGAGAUGCCUUGAGCGACUCAGAAGAAAACAGCAGAGCGUAUUGUCACGCGUGCAAUCCGACUGUGCUGAGAAACAAGUACCUUAACGUUCACAGUGUGGCCGGGAUAGACUGCAAGACUGUCGAACGGCUCAAUGAUGUUACUCUCUUUGUUAGUAACAUUGAGGCAAAUAGAACUUUGGAUGAUCCGCCUUUGUUUCUGUUUCUGCUCGAAGUCCAAGUGCCCGAACCGUCUUUCGGGGCUACAGAACAUACAAAAUCGGGCUCACUGGCAACGGAGACCGGACCACAGGCCCGGGCCCAACCUGUUACUAAUGGGCUACAUGCAAAUGGACCUAGCCACAUUUGUAACACUUUGCGGUUGACCCAAGCAGCGCGUCUUUUCCUGGUCAUGCAGCAGAUACAAGCCACUUCCGAUGGAUAUCUAGCUUGA
This is a messenger RNA of Aspergillus eucalypticola CBS 122712, 687 nucleotides long. RefSeq lists its product as uncharacterized. The transcript is spliced from 5 exons. The record is from RefSeq and is a predicted model, not a curated record. The coding region runs from base 1 to 687 and encodes 228 amino acids. NCBI's taxonomy places the organism in Eukaryota, Fungi, Ascomycota, Eurotiomycetes, Eurotiales, Aspergillaceae.